AUGGCAAAAGGCGUUAUUCAAAAGGGCAGGAGAGGGCCAUCAAUACAUUCCCGCGCCGCCCGCCGGGCGACUUCCCCUAGUAUUAACACCGACAGGUCCCUCAAAAAUGCCCAGCUACCACAAGAAUCUGUCGACCGGCGUCCGACCGUGCUCGCGACCCAUCAUGCCAGCGGCAUCACCAAGAAGGCCAAGUCGGGCCGCAAAGCAAUGUUAAGUAGCAAAGCGCGGCGGCGACAGGAGAAAAACAUGGACCGCGCCGAGGCUAUUAUGGAUCGCACAGCGGUUAAGGUACAAAAGAGCAAGGGCCACGCCCGAGUCAUUCACUCGCGUAAGAAGACCUGGGACGAGAUCAACAAAGACGCCUUUGACCACGAGGAACCCGUCAAAAUCAGCAAGAAGGCCCAGGCCAAGAUGGACGAAGAUGCCAUGGUCGAGGCGUUUUAUGCGGAUGAUGGCGACGAGGAAAUGGCCGGGGCAGAGGAGGUUGGGGAGGUCGUUAGCGUUUUGGAGGCGGCGCCUAUCGCUGGCCCGGUUUCGGCAACUGAACAGGAAGAGGAAAUUCUGUGA
Dichotomopilus funicola is the source of this 567-nucleotide messenger RNA. RefSeq names its product Alb1-domain-containing protein. Gene Ontology annotation, cellular component: preribosome, large subunit precursor; nucleolus. The coding region runs from base 1 to 567 and encodes 188 amino acids. The record is from RefSeq and is a predicted model, not a curated record. Lineage: Eukaryota; Fungi; Ascomycota; Sordariomycetes; Sordariales; Chaetomiaceae. Gene Ontology annotation, biological process: ribosomal large subunit export from nucleus. The transcript has 2 exons.